GUGGGCGCGGAUCACGUGACGGGCGGGCUGCCGCCAUUUUGUCCUGCGGAGGCAGUAUUUAGGGCGCAGCGCCUGGGCUGCCGCGCACUGCUGCCGGGACGGAGCUCGCCGCCGCCGCCCGCCCUCCCUCUCCCGCCCGAGGCCGGCCUCUUCCCUCCCGUUGCCCGCAGCCGGCCUCCACCCCGUCUCCCUCAUUCCCUCCCCGCGCCUUCCUCGCCUCCGCCAUUUUGUGACCGAGCGCUGCCUCCGGAGGACCGGCGCCGCGGCGGAGCCUCCCGCCUCCCCUCCCCGCCCUCUCUCGCUCCCGCUCCCAGCGGCGCUUCGCCCCGGCCCGCGCAGCCAUGUCCUCCAGCACCAGCCCCGAGUACGCCUCCUUCUUCGCCGUGAUGGGCGCCUCGGCUGCCAUGGUCUUCAGCGCCUUGGGAGCUGCAUAUGGAACGGCAAAGAGUGGCACGGGUAUUGCAGCCAUGUCUGUCAUGAGGCCUGAGCUCAUCAUGAAGUCAAUCAUCCCUGUUGUCAUGGCUGGUAUUAUAGCUAUCUAUGGCCUUGUAGUGGCAGUCCUCAUUGCCAAUGCCCUCUCACCUUCUAUCACGCUAUUCAAGAGCUUUCUUCAGCUGGGUGCUGGCUUGAGUGUGGGCCUCAGUGGUCUGGCUGCUGGCUUUGCCAUUGGCAUCGUGGGUGAUGCAGGUGUACGGGGAACAGCACAGCAGCCCAGGUUAUUUGUGGGCAUGAUCCUGAUUUUGAUCUUCGCUGAAGUCUUGGGUCUCUAUGGCCUCAUCGUUGCCCUUAUCCUCUCCACAAAGUAAACGUUGUGGUAUGAUGUAAAGAGAUGUAACAAAUCCAUGUUUAAAAAAAAAGCUCCAGAAUGAAAAUGGUCUCUCCAAUGUGUACAGUUGUCCCAAUUUGGUAGUUGAUCUCUUGUAAAUGCGCAACGUAUGUUAGUGACUUGUCUGUCCUGUGUGUACUUCAAUAUUAAAUUGGAUGGGCUGCUCCAAGCCUGCUGUGUGGCUUGGGGUGGCCUGUGUGCAAUUUUCCACCCAUUGCUGUUAGUACUUUAUGUAUAAAUAUGAACUAGAAAUGUAAUUUUUUCUCUUCACUGGAUGUUUAUUUAUAAAAGACUUGACAUGUUCAUACAUCUAUGGAGCAAGAAUUUUCAAUUUCCCAUGCUAUAUAUAUUAAUCUUAUAUAUAGGUAGAUUACACUGUGGGGUCAAUUGUAAGUGCAGAGAAUUCCUUGGAUGUAACUUUGAUUCUAAAGAUUGCUGUAGUGUCCUGGUAUUGGAGUAUGAGAAUUUCGUGUUUUAUUACAGCAAUUGUCCGAAACACUCCUGUGUUUCAGUAGUAACUGCGUAUGCUCCGGCAUCAGAGUCCUGCACCCAGUGUUGGGUUACAAACUUAUACCAUGUUUCCAAAUAAAACUUCCUCACUACAUUGC
Messenger RNA from Grus americana (Whooping crane), 1434 nucleotides. It is a transcript of the gene ATP6V0C, whose product is annotated as ATPase H+ transporting V0 subunit c. Gene Ontology annotation, biological process: proton transmembrane transport. Gene Ontology annotation, molecular function: proton-transporting ATPase activity, rotational mechanism. The coding region runs from base 342 to 806 and encodes 154 amino acids. The record is from RefSeq and is a predicted model, not a curated record. NCBI's taxonomy places the organism in Eukaryota, Metazoa, Chordata, Aves, Gruiformes, Gruidae. Gene Ontology annotation, cellular component: proton-transporting V-type ATPase, V0 domain. The transcript has 3 exons.